AUGGAUACCGAGUUCACCAGUUUUGCUCAGAGUCAGGACAUCCUUGCUACGCUUACACAUCGACAACCUGGUAUCACCGGUGAAAGAGAACCAUGGGUUCGUGAGUUCAAGUGUGACAGAGUUUCCUUCGACGCUGUACUUGAAUCUCCCGUCCGCUGCUCAGGAAGCAGCACAGGCUCUCGCUUGUUACCUUCUUUACGAGAAGAGUACGCAGAUUUCGCUCAACUGGGCCCAAUAUCAUUCCCCACUCCGUUGCUCGAGACAUCAAAUGGUAUUGAAUUUCUUUUUGGCAGGUUUUUCAAAGUAUUCCGGCGACUUUCAUGUUCACCUAGCAUUGCGAACAUGAAGGAAUUCAUGCAAGUGCUGGGCUUACUAGAAUUCGCUGGUAUGGAAGUUGGCAUGACAGAUGAAGUGGCUUCGUCCUAUCGUACCCUUCUGUCACGAUUUUUAUUGAAACUUGGGUCCCUCGGGACGGCGGUAUCUGCUCUUCCAGUUAACGCUUGUUCGCAGGGGGGGGGGAGGAUAUGUGUGUUUGACAGUCGCGACAACGCUCAGAUUGCUUCUGGAUGGCUUGGCAGUAUCGGCGGAAAGAACAUGCCUUCUGAUGAGAUUAUGGCGCGAUUUGUACUAGUUGCUGGAAUGGGAGACCUGCUGUGCGACACAGCCCUUCUACCCACAUGCAAAGUUCUUCUUUCGUUCAUACAGAAGUAUGAUGUGAGAGGUCUAGUGAAAAUACGGUACGUUAUAAUUUAG
Ostertagia ostertagi is the source of this 753-nucleotide messenger RNA. NCBI's taxonomy places the organism in Eukaryota, Metazoa, Nematoda, Chromadorea, Rhabditida, Trichostrongylidae. The record is from the annotation of a GenBank genome assembly.